Messenger RNA from Oryza brachyantha (malo sina), 3962 nucleotides. RefSeq lists its product as uncharacterized. NCBI's taxonomy places the organism in Eukaryota, Viridiplantae, Streptophyta, Magnoliopsida, Poales, Poaceae. Bases 839 to 3556 code for a protein of 905 amino acids. The transcript has a single exon. The record is from RefSeq and is a predicted model, not a curated record.
AAAAGUUGGUGUUUGCUGCUAGUAGUAGUUCUUGGAAAUGAAUGCAGCCCUCCUCAUGAUGCAAGGCAUUUAGUGAGAGCAUUCAAACCACUUGCAAGAGUUUGGUGAGAGGAGGGAGGCUGUGAGAUUUGUUCUGCAUCUGAGCUAAGCUUAAGCUCAAGCUCAAGCUAAGCUAAAGCUUCAUCCCUGUGCUUCCUAGCUGUGUUCUUCAGUUCUCCUCUUCCUAGAUUUGGAGAUUUAGCCAGUCCACUGCAAUUAUUCUUGCUGAAAAGCAGAAAAAGAGGAGAGUCAAAUCUUUAGUUUUUCUUUACAUAUAUUUUUGCUGCUCUCUUCUUUGAUGCUGGGUGCCCUUUUCUUUAAUUUGAGUUCUUGAUCCUGCCAAAAGCAAAAGCCCUCACUUUUAGCUGAGGAGGAUGAGAGGAGAGUCCAAAAGGAAAAGGUGAAGAGUGUCCUCCUUGCAUCUCAAACCCUCCACCCUCCAAACUCCUUCAAAGCAAAAGCUCCAAUUUUUACCACAAAAUCUGCAUCUCCCACUGUUUCCACACUACCAAAUCCAUUUUCCCACCCGGAAACCCUCAAAUUCCUUCAUCUCAGACCUCCAUUGCCAUUCUGCCGGCGUUGUUGAUGCAAGAAAUGCCCAGUUUCUUUCACUUGUGAGCUCUUGAUCCAUAGUUCUCCAAAGAUCCAAUUUUUAGUCCGCCCAAAGCUGCAGUUUUUCCGCAGCUGCUGAUCCGAAAUCUCGGAUUUUUUUUGCUCCACUCGAUGCCUCCUCACUCCACUCGUUGAUCCAAAACUGCCACGAAGAAGAAGCUGCGAUUUCUCCGGCUGCUCGAUCCCUAUGCAUCUCUCCCUAUGGAAGCCCCUCUCCCACUGCGCCGCCGUCUUCCUGGCCAAGAAUCACCGGCGCCGCGGCGGCGGCGGUCACGGUGGCGGGCACGGCAGCAAUGGCCACCGUGACGACCCGGCGUCGUUCCUCCGCCAGCUGCGGGACGCGCUCGACGCCGCGUCGGAGGACGGCUCGCUCUGCCCGCCGCCGGACAUUGCCGGCGCGGGCGCCGACGCCGACGCCGCCGUGUCGCGCUCCCGCUCCCUCGCGCGGCUGCGGGCGCAGCGGGAUUUCCUCCGCGCCACCGCGCUCGCCGCCGCGGCCGGGCCCUUCCGCUCCCUCUCCGACAUCCCGCUCCUCCCCCACGCCAUCGCCAGCUUCCUCUCCAUGUACCCCGACUACGCCACCACCUCCGACGUCGACCGCCUCCGGCUGGAGCAUUACUCCCACCUCGACGCCCCCGGCGCCGGCAGGGUCUGCCUCGACUACUGCGGCUUCGGCCUCUUCGACUCCGGCUGGGACUCCUCCUCCUCGUCCUUCACAUUGUCCGAGCUCAAUGCCAACCUGAGCAACCACGCGCUCUACGGCGGCGCCGAGGCCGGCACGGCCGAGAACGACAUCAAGGAGCGGAUCCUCGAGUACCUGAAUGUGCCGGCGAGCGAGUACGCCCUGGUGUUCACGGUGAGCCGUGGCUCGGCGUUCCGGCUGCUUGCCGAGUGCUACCCGUUCGAGACCAACCGGAGGCUGCUCACAAUGUUCGACCAUGAGAGCCAGUCUGUGAGCUGGAUGGCGCAGAGUGCGCGGGCCAAGGGUGCCAAGACACGCAGCGCGUGGUUCCGGUGGCCGACGCUGAAGCUCUGCACAACGGAGCUGAGGAAGGAGAUCGUGGGCAAGAAGAGAGGACGGCGACGGGAUGCCGCAGUCGGGUUGUUUGUGUUCCCUGCACAAUCUCGGGUGACCGGCGCCAAGUACUCGUACCAGUGGAUGGCGUUGGCACAGCAGAAUGGCUGGCAUGUGAUGCUUGAUGCAGGUGCACUUGGCCCCAAGGACAUGGAUUCUCUCGGGCUCUCGCUGUUCAGGCCAGAUUUCAUCAUAACCUCGUUCUACCGGGUUUUCGGUGCUGACCCAACUGGGUUUGGUUGCCUUCUGAUCAAGAAAUCUGUUAUUGGGAGCUUGCAGGGGAGGAAUGGGUGCAAUGCUUCUGGGAUGGUGAAGAUUGUUCCAGUGUUUCCGCAAUAUUUGAGUGACUCCGUUGAUGGAUUUGAUGCAAUGGAUGAUCUUGAAGAUGAUUCUGGUGUCCACAAAGAUGAGAAGUCAGCGUCUGAUGCCCGCAAUGGGUCGCAGCUGCCAGCAUUUUCAGGUGUGUACACAUCUGCUCAGGUCAGAGAGGCAUUUGAGAGUGAUCCUGGCCGGGACAGCAGCUCGGAUAGGGAUGGGGCGAGCACCAUAUUUGAAGAAACUGAGAGCAUCUCUGUUGGUGAGGUCAUGAGGAGCCCGGCAUUCAGUGAGGACUGUUCUUCAGAGAAUUCUUUCUGGGUUGAUGUUGGCCAAAGCCCAUUGGGGUCGGAAAAGGGCGGUCAGUUCAAGAAAGGGAAACUUGGAUCCCCAUUACCAUCUUCUUGGUUUGCUGGCAGAAAAAGUAACAAGAGGAUGUCACCGAACUUAACAUCUAGGAUAUCAAGAAGCCCUCUUUAUGAUGGUCAGGUGGUUUCUUUUGAUGCAGCUGUAUUAUCAGUUUCACAUGACGCGGACUGCCUCAAAGAGGACCCUGAAGAAGAAAUAUUUGAGAAUGGUCAGCGGAAUCAUUUCAGGCAAGUUAGUGAAAUCCAAGAGGAGCCAGAGGUUGAAGAAGUUGCAUGUCAACAUGCUCUGAACGGCGAUGUGGAUCACAAAGAAAGUGCUAUAAGAAGGGAAACUGAAGGGGAAUUUCGGCUUUUGGGAGGGAGGGAUGGAAACAGCAGGUUUGCUGGGGGUCGGCUCUUUGGUGUUGAUGAGAUUGACGGAGCUUUAAGCAUGGGCCGUAGGGUUUCAUUCAGCACUGAAGCAAAUAUUAUUGUGGAUAGACUACAUCGGGCCUCAGAUGCUGCAGAAGCUUCUGGAUAUGCAUUUCGUGACGAUGAUGGUUGUGUGAGUGAUGGGUAUGAUGAUGCUCAGGACUGGGGCAGGAGAGAGCCAGAGAUAAUAUGCAGGCACAUUGAUCAUGUUGAUAUGAUGGGGCUUAACAGAACAACUCUUAGAUUAAGAUACCUGAUCAAUUGGCUAGUAACUUCACUGUUGCAGCUGAGGUUGCCAGACUCAAAAGAUGGUGAUGCAGACCAUCUUGUCCAUAUUUAUGGCCCAAAGAUUAAGUAUGAAAGGGGAGCUGCUGUUGCUUUCAAUGUGAAGCAAAGUAAUGGCACUUUUGUUAAUGCUGAAGUUGUCCAGAAGAUUGCUGAGAAGAAUGGCAUAUCCCUUGGUAUUGGUUUUCUUAGUCAUAUAAAGUUAGACCUGAAUCAUAAACAGUUAAAUGGAGCAUUUGAUAUACCUGAAGCUUCCUUUUAUAAGAAUGGCCGCAGAGACAGUAAAAACGUAACCGUGAGAGUUGAAGUUGUGACUGCUUCCCUUGGCUUCCUUACUAAUUUUGAAGACGUGUACAAUAUGUGGGCAUUUGUUGCCAAGUUCUUGGAUCCUUCAUUUCUAGAAAGUGAGCGCUUCACCAUUGCUGCUGACCACUCAGAAGGACAAACUUGAACUUUAUCUGUAAUUUGCAUUCUGCAAAGGAGAGGAAGGUGAUUUUUCUCCUUUAUGUCUUCGAGGAGUAUUUGGUAGUGGAUUUAGCAGAUUUGUUUAUUCUUUGCUUAGUUCCUCGAGAUGUGACUUUUUUUGUUUCAUGUAGAGUUUGCUCAAAUAUGUACCAGCAGCUCACCAGUAGAGCUCCUUUCCACUGAACAAUGUUUGUAAAGCAACUCACUGCCCCACUCGAAAUGAAAUAGUUUGAGUGCUUUGUGAUACACUUGGUUAGGCGUGUGUUCAUCAUGCAGUUUUUACUGUCACAUUUACAAUUUUUUCUUCAACUUUAAGUUUGAUCACUCAAAAAUCAAUUGGUGUUGCUGUAUACUUCUCUUCUGUUCAUGAAGUAAGAGCUGAAAAUGAUGUA